CGGCUUCGGAUCUCGGAUCGAAAUUCCCGUUUCGCCAUGGCGAGCUGAGCAAGCAAGACCGCGCGCUCAGCGCCGAGUCUGGUGCCAUGCCCAGCAUCAUCUACGGGAAGCAGCUGGCCGAUGCCUUGGGCAAGGAUGGCAAGCAGGAGAAGGACUAUGCGAAGGCAUGGAAGGUGGCCAUUAAGGCCAUCAUGGCCAUGCUGCGCUUCAAGCGCAGCAUCGCCCGGUGGUCCCGGAAGAGCGACCCGCGUUCCAGAGAUGCCGGGUAUGACCACACUCUUCGAGGCUUCCACGAGCUGCCGCCCACGCCCUUGCGGCGCUUGGCCAGGGAGAUGCCGCCGAAGACGGUGGAGCUGGUGAUCCACGGCUUGAAGGGCGAGCUGCUCAUGGGGCCUGACGUUGUGGCUUUGAACGUCUACGUCUCCCAGAUCAAGCAGCGCUUGCUGGUGCACGCCCGCAAUGCGGUGAUCAAAGGCCACCUCAGCCGCGCGCUGCAGCUCUACAGUUUCAUCGCCCUGGGCGCCGUGGUGCACCUCUUGCACAAGCGCCGGGCCGUAGGGAAUCUGGAGACGCUGAAGAUGCUGAUUCAGGAGGACGGGCACGCAGGCACGGGCGCGUACUCGCCGGAUACCAUGGCGAACCUGGCCGGCGUUGCGGCCAAAUUGCCGGAGGAGAAUGGCCUGCAGAGCCCACGCCAUGGCCCCAGUACCCUGAAAACACCUCUGGCCGGCGAGCGAGGCAAUGACCCUCCGGCGCCGAGGAUCGAGCUGGUGGCGGUGGUCUUUGUGCACAUCUACGGCCUAGUCGCCUGGGGCGAUGCGUCUGCAGGUGGUGCCAUUCCUCUCUCCAUCUCUGAGCGGCUCUCUCAUGGCAUUACCUUCGCAGUGGGCAACACUCGGGCCUUCGCCGCCGUGGGCCAAUCAGGUCAGGUCACAACCUGGGGAGACCCGGCCUGCGGCGGCAGCUCCGUUUCCGUGGCGGAGCACCUGAAGAGCCGGGCCUUCCAGAUCUGCCACAACGAGUGGGCCUUUGCCGCAUUUCGAGAAGGCGGUCAGCUGGUGUGCUGGGGCGACCCGGAUGCCGGGGGCCACCCCGGGGAGGUGGCAGCGUCCUUGACCUCCGGGGUGAUGAAAGUCUGCUCCACGGAGUUCGCUUUUGCAGCGCUCAAAGAGAGCGGCCAGGUGGUCACCUGGGGAGAUGCCUCCGUGGGUGGCGACUCAUCCGCCGUGCAAGCGCAGCUUCAAGGCGUCAGGAGCAUUUGGUCCAAUGCUGGAGCAUUCGUGGCAGUCAAGGAGGACGGGUCCACGGUGGUUUGGGGGGACCCGGGCGCCGGGGGCGUCUUGCCGGAGGCAGAACUUCAUGGUAUCGACUCGGUCUACUCCAACAUCCGCGCUUUUGCGGCGAUCACAUCAGGUGGCCGUGCGGUCGCCUGGGGCGCCCCUGGCUGCGGGGGCGAUGCCAGCGCUGUGCAGCAUCAACUCGAGGACGUGGUGGACAUCCGCGGCAACGGCCGAGCCUUUGCCGCCAUGAAGGCGGACGGCGGCGUCGUCUGCUGGGGCAACCCCGACUUCGGCGGGGACGCUUCUGCCACGCAGCACAUGCUGAAGCACAGCAUUGUGGAGGUGGUGCCCAGUCUCAAGGCCUUCGCCGCGCUCAGGGAGGAUCCCAUCAGCCUGGGCUACACCGUGAUGACGUGGGGUGAUGCUGCCACUGGAGGGGACUCCAGCAAAGUGGGCCGCCUCCUUAUCGGCAACGUGCUGCAGGUGGUGGCCAACGACUGGGCCUUCGCGGCGCGCCGGGACGACGGCCUGGUGGUCUGCUGGGGGGACGCGGACUCGGGGGGCGACGCCUCCCAGGUGGCGGAGAAGAUCCGCGCCGGAGGGGGCGCCUCAAUGCUGUACAAGACCACGCGCGCCUUUGCGGCGGUUUUAGCCGACGGCUCCAUCUGCUCCUGGGGUGAGAUCUCCUGCGGCGGGGACUGCACACCGGCGGAAGUGGAGCUCGCGGGGGCGAAGGUUCUGGACAUGUGCGCCAACGACUACGCCUUCUGCGCGCGGAGCUCCACUGGACGCGUGGUCUCCUGGGGCCACAAGAUGUAUGGCGGCAGCAUCGAUGAGGAGACGGCGAGCAAGCUGUCCAGCGGCGUGACCAAGAUGAUUGGCAACAAGUUCUCGUUCUUGGCCAUGAAGCGCUCGGGGACCUAUGUCACCUGAGCUCCGAAAGGGUGUUCGAAGAGCUCGAGCUCCGCAUCCUGCGCUGGCACGUUUGGGAUUGCAAGGCUCCUUUUGAGGGGCCCAGUGGUGUGUCUCCCUGCCUUAUGG
Messenger RNA from Effrenium voratum, 2321 nucleotides. The record is from the annotation of a GenBank genome assembly. NCBI's taxonomy places the organism in Eukaryota, Dinophyceae, Suessiales, Symbiodiniaceae.